AUGCUUCGCUUGAAUCCUCCAGAGAGCUUCAACUUCGCCAACCCAGUAGAGUGGCCUGACUGGAAACAGAGAUUCUCACGUUUCCGGAUGGCAACGAAGCUGCAUAAAGACGAUGGAGAAGUUCAAGUCAGCGUGCUCGUGUACUCCAUGGGGAAGGAGGCCGAGCACAUUGUGAAAACUUUCGAGUUCGAAGAGGGGGAAGAAGAUACGGAUUAUGAAACUGUGUUGGGCAAAUUUGAGAAAUACUUUGUGCCAAAACGGAAUAUUAUUCACGAACGUGCAAAAUUCCACUUGCGGAUGCAGAAAGAGGGCGAAAAUGUGGAAACUUUCGUGCGCGAACUCUACGAAAUUGCGGAGCACUGUGAUUUCACGGAUAAAAAUGAGGAAAUCAGAGACAGGUUAGUCAUUGGAAUACUUGAUAAAAAGCUAUCUGAAAGACUACAGUUGAAAUCAGACUUGACUCUUGAUAAAGCAAUCGAAUUGGCUAGACAGAAUGAGCUUGUCAAAUCUCAGAUUAAAGACCAAAUGUCGUCAAAACUGGUUGAUGCAGUAAAGGCUAAGAAACCCCCUACACAAAAUCAACCGACAAACAGAAAGUAUGGAACAUUUAGAGAUACACAGGGAUCUAGACCUGCACAGUACGCUAGUGGUCCACAGAAAGGAAGUCUGUGUUACAAGUGUAAUCGGUACCAUGCUAGGGAUAACUGUUUUGCAAAAGGGAAAAAGUGCAGAAACUGCCACGGCUUCAAUCAUUUCGCAGUAUGUUGUAGGAAGAAGAAAUCCGUACAUGAAGUGCAUGAAGAGGACACAAUGUUCCUCGGUUCAGUGACAAACUGUUGUGAUAACUCACCACCGUGGACAGUAAAUUUGAAAAUUCAUGGAAAAGAUGUAAAAUUCAAAAUAGAUUCCGGAGCGGAUACAUCCGUUAUGAGCCAUGACACAUUUUGCAAGCUUUCGAGACAACCUGAUCUCAUGCCACAACAAGCAGUGCUCAUAGGACCGGGUGGGAAACUGGAUUGUAUAGGCAUGUUCAGAGCAAAGACCAAGUUCAAAGGUCAGUGGUUUGACUUUACAGUGCAUGUUGUCAAGGGCAUGAGAGGAACCAAUCUGUUAGGACGCGCAGUUGCAGGGCAAAUGGGAGUAAUUCAGAAAGUUGAGGAAAUUGAGGUUGAUGAAGGUAUCUAUGGGUCUUUCGGUCUGGUUAAGUGUGAGCCAGUUAAAAUAGAGCUGAAAAAGGAUGCAAAACCGUACUGCCUUACGACUGCACGGAGAGUUUCGUUUCCAUUGAUGGAAAAGGUGGAAGCAGAACUGAACAAACUUGAAUCUGAAGGAAUAAUUCAAAAAGUUACACAGCCAACAGACUGGUGCGCUCCAAUGGUACCAGUCAGAAAAGCCAAUGGGAACAUUCGGAUAUGUGUAGAUAUGAAAAAACUCAAUGAUUCGGUGAAACGGGAACAUUAUAUGCUACCAAAUUUGGAUGACAUUUCUCCGAAGCUAAGUGGGUCCAAAGUGUUUUCAAAAUUGGAUGCCUCUAGUGGAUUCUACCAAAUUCCAUUGGACCAGGAAAGCUGUUUGUUAACAACCUUUAUUACGCCAAUGGGUCGUUAUUGUUUCAAACGUGUUCCAUUUGGGAUAACAUCUGCGCCAGAAAUUUUCCAAAGAAAAAUGACAGACAUUCUCAGAGAUUUGGAUGGUGUUGAAGUCAUAAUAGAUGACAUUUUGGUGCAUGGCAAAAAUGUCAAAGAACAUGAUAAACACUUAGAAAUGGCAUUGCGUAAGAUUCAAGACUCUGGGCUGAAAUUGAACAAAGAUAAGUGUGAGUUCCGUAAAGAGAGCAUUGAUUACUUUGGUCAUCAUAUAUCAAGUGAUGGAAUCCAACCUAGUGCCAAUCGUGUUACAGCAAUUAGAGACAUGGUUGCACCAUCAAAUGUGAAAGAACUUCGAAGAGUAAUUGGAAUGGUAAACUAUCUGGGCAGAUUCAUUCCAAACUUGGCGAGUGUGAUCAGACCAAUGACAGAUCUCUUAAAAGGAACAGCUGCCUGGACAUGGGAUUCAGUGCAGGAAAACGCAUUCAGACAAGUGAAAGAGCUCGUGACUAAUGCAGAGACAUUAACUUACUAUGACCUCAGAAAAUCAGUGGUAGUGAGUGCAGACGCCAGUUCUUACGGGCUAGGUGGAGCGUUAUUCCAAGAUGUAGAUGGAAAUGGACAGCUUAAGCCUGUAGCAUUCUGUUCACGUAAACUGACAGAAACUGAAAAGAAAUACGCACAGAUAGAAAAAGAGUGUCUCGCUUCUUUGUGGGCUUGUGAAAAAUUUGCUAGGUAUCUGGUAGGCCUUGAAUCAUUCAAACUGUUAACAGAUCACAAACCACUAGUGCCACUUUUGAACUCUCAAGACCUAAAUAAUUGUCCAUUGAGGUGCCAAAGGAUGUUGAUGAGACUGAGAGGUUAUAGUUUAAUCGCUGAACAUGUGCCGGGAAAGGAUCUUGUUGUGCCGGACACUCUGUCAAGAUGCCCAGUGAGCAAUGAAAAUUAUGAAUUUGUGAAUGAGAUAGAGUGUUUUGCGAUCAAUGUUGAGGCAUUACGCCCGGUGGCAGACAAACGACUCGAAGAAAUCAGAAAUGCCACAGAGAAUGAUACAAUUAUUCAAGAAGCCAUGAACUUUACCCGCUAUGGAUGGCCAGAAUACAUGAACAGUGUAUCCAAAAAUUUGAAAGACAUGUUUGCUUCACGUAGUGAGCUUUCGGUUUCUCAGGGACUGUUGUUGUACAGAGACAGGAUAGUGAUACCAGAAGAACUGAGAACAGAAGUGCUAGCUAGCAUUCAUGAAGGCCAUCUGGGUCUUAACAAGUGUAGAGCAAGAGCCCAAUCAUCAGUAUGGUGGCCAGGAAUAGCUAAAGACAUUAAGAGCAAGAUCGAAACGUGUCAGUUUUGUCAAGAACACAGACCAGCUCAGGUGAAGGAACCGUUGAUGGUAACGCCAUUGCCAAGCCGACCCUGGCAAAGGAUUGCGGCCGACCUCUGUGAGAUCAGCAACAAACAUUAUCUGGUUGUAACAGACUACUAUUCUAGGUUCAUUGAACUCUCAUACCUAGAGAAAAUCACCAGUGAGCUAGUCAUCGGUAAAAUGAAGAACAUGUUUGCCCGCUGGGGAAUACCGGAGGAGCUUGUGUCUGACAAUGGUACUCAGUUUACAUCGACAGCCUUCAAGAACUUUGCUCAAGAGUACAAAUUCAAGCAAACAUUCUCUAGUCCAUGUUUUCCGCAAGCUAACGGAGAGGCGGAAAGCGCAGUCAAAAUUGCAAAGAGAAUUCUGCGUCAGAGUGACAUAUUUGCUGCGCUAAUGGAGUAUCGAGCUACUGAAAUUGAGGCAACCGGGUUAAGUCCAGCAGAAAUGAUGAUGGGCAGAAAAAUAAGGACACUUUUACCUGCCUUGCCAGAGAAACUUACUCCAGAUUGGAUAGAGAGAGAUGGAAUGAGACUCCGGGAUGCCAGAUAUAAGGAACGAACAAGAAUUAAUCAUGAUUUUGCAGCAUCUCAGUCAAAACCGCUGCCAGAACUUCAACCGGGUGAUGCAGUCAGGAUGCGUACAGGCCAUGACAAAUCCUGGAAAACUACAGGAAUCGUUACUGGUGGGGACCCAGACCAUCGAUCAUACCAGGUGACAACAGCAACAGGGACGCUUCGCAGAAACCGCAGACAUCUCCAACUGACUUCGCGAACAGAAGAAGAUCCAGUUACGCGAGUGCAUAAAUCAUUAAUUAAUGUUCCAAGUGUGCCCCUCGAUGGGGAAAUCAGUGAUGAUGCAACGCGUGUGAUUCCAGUAGGCAGUGAAAAUGGACGCUGUGCCCGGCCAGUGCCUAAUCCGAUUACAUAUGGACACCGUGAUACUCCGGUGCCCGAUCAGAACGCGAAUGGACACUGUGAUACUCCAGUGCCAAAUUUGGGGUUUCAGGAGCAUAGCCCCAACAAAUCCAGUCCGUCUUCACCAGUCGUCACAAGGAGCGGACGUCAGAUCAUGAAGCCAAAGAAAUACAGUGACUUCGAGAUCUACAAUCUUAGUGGCUAA
Molecule: messenger RNA, 4068 nt
Organism: Mya arenaria
Lineage: Eukaryota; Metazoa; Mollusca; Bivalvia; Myida; Myidae
Exons: 1
Coding region: 1-4068 (1355 amino acids)
Biological process (GO): proteolysis; DNA integration
Molecular function (GO): nucleic acid binding; aspartic-type endopeptidase activity
Source: RefSeq, a predicted model, not a curated record